UAACCAAUUUUGAGCAACUGUCUACUUUAAGAAGAGAAACAGUAAUUUUACAAUCAACGUGCUUCAUGAUCCAUGGGGUAAACAUAAACACUAUAUAAGUAACUUCUCUCUGAAGAACCUCUGAACAAGGAAGGCAAGGAAGAAAAUUUUGGUGAUCAGAAGAAAUAAUGACAAGUUUUCCAUGCAUGAAUGCAGGGAGUAAUGAAUCAAGCUAUGCUAAAAACUCCGUCGUUCAGAAAACUGUGAUACUCAAGUCGCGGAAUAUCUUGGAGAAGACCAUUGAGGAUUAUGCUGUGAAAGGAUUCCCAGAAUGCUUUAAGCUAGCUGAUUUGGGUUGCUCUUCCGGGCCAAACACUCUCUUGGUUGUUACUAACAUAAUUAAAAAUGUUCAUGCAAUAUGCAAAAAUAAAAAGCAAGCAGCACCUGAAAUUCAAGUGUUCUUGAAUGAUCUCCCUGAUAAUGAUUUUAAUACCGUUUUUAAAAUGGUACCACCACUCCUUUCAAAUAUGGAGAACUGUUUUAUAUCAGGAGUGCCUGGAUCUUUCUACACAAGACUUUUUCCGAGCAAAAGCAUUCACUUAGUUCAUUCCUCUUAUAGUGUUCACUGGCUCUCUAAGGUACCUGACAAGCUGGAGAAUAACAAGGGAAACAUCUACAUGUCAAAAACGAGUCCUCCCGGUGUUCAUGAAGCUUAUUUCAAUCAAUUCAAAAAGGACUUCAUGAAAUUUUUGCGCCUUCGAUCGGAGGAAGUGAUCCCUAAUGGUCGGAUGGUGUUAACAAUUGUUGGCAGGAGCGGAACAGAUCCAACUAGCAAAGAAUGUUGUGGCCUCUGGGAACUACUAGUGAUGUCACUUCAGGACAUGGUGGCUGAGGGUUUACUUGAUGAAAAAGAUAUCGACACAUUCAAUCUACCUCUUUACACCCCAUGUGUUGAUGAAGUUUUGGCUAUAGUUGAACUUGAAGGUUCCUUCAAGAUUGAUAGAUGGGAGACAUCUCAAGUGAAUUGGGACACUCAAGACGAAAACGAAGCGAAAUCUGUGAAGAGCAAGGGAAGCAGUGGCAAAAUUGUUGCAAUGGCAGUUAGGUCUGUAACUGAACCUAUGCUCAUUUCACAUUUCGGAGAGGCUUGUAUUGACAAGCUUUUUGAGAGGUAUGUUGUGCAUGCAGAUGAUCAUCUGUCAAGGGAGAAAACAGAGAACUUCAACAUUAUGAUAUCGGCAAAAAGGAAAUAGGAAUAAGCUUAAUUAGUCCAUCAAUGAGUUUGUUCUACUCAUUUUAUGGUCCAACCGUUUAAGAUUCAUAAGAGUUUCACUUAAUGUCAGAACUUAUAGUCCAUUUCAAUGUUAUAAAUGUAUUUUUGAGUUCAUAGUGAUCAUAUUGAAAAGUGUGGA
Messenger RNA from Daucus carota subsp. sativus, 1391 nucleotides. RefSeq names its product benzoate carboxyl methyltransferase. Gene Ontology annotation, biological process: methylation. NCBI's taxonomy places the organism in Eukaryota, Viridiplantae, Streptophyta, Magnoliopsida, Apiales, Apiaceae. Bases 168 to 1232 code for a protein of 354 amino acids. The record is from RefSeq and is a predicted model, not a curated record. Gene Ontology annotation, molecular function: S-adenosylmethionine-dependent methyltransferase activity. The transcript has 4 exons.